Molecule: messenger RNA, 4757 nt
Organism: Zalophus californianus (California sea lion)
Lineage: Eukaryota; Metazoa; Chordata; Mammalia; Carnivora; Otariidae
Gene: NTNG1
Product: netrin G1
Exons: 8
Coding region: 1532-3151 (539 amino acids)
Molecular function (GO): cell-cell adhesion mediator activity
Source: RefSeq, a predicted model, not a curated record
GAGAGGUGAAAGGUAGUCGCAGAACCUCAGCGCAGGGAGGUCGUGCAGCGGCGGCACCGGCGGCCGGAGCAGCGGCAGCGGCAGCGAGCGGGACGGAGUUAGGACCGCUCGGAGCGCCCAGGUCUCGAGGUAGUGUAAGGUUUGCAAUCCUUCCACUUGCUGGCAGUUGCAGAAGAUCUGCUUUUAAGUGAAACCUUCAUGCCACCCCUCUGAGGGCUGCGGCUUCCCCGGGCUCGCUUCUUUCUCUCUCCCUCCUCCGGCCCUCGCGCUCACUCUUUAAUUUGCACGCGCCCCUAAGUUUGCCGAGAUCUCGCUGCGGGCUCGGAGCCGGUCCGGCCAGGCGCCGCGGGCGGGGGCGGGGAGCCCGGGAACCGCAAUUCAGAAGCGUCGUGGGCCAUGUAUAUUUCAUCAAAUGGACUUUGGGUGCGUCGCGUCUCACAGCCAUCAACGCUAUGUGCAGUGACAUUUCUGACUUGAGUGGAGGAAUGCGAGAAGGAAGCCCGGGUGAAAUUGUUACUAGAGGAUCUUCUUGGCGCCAAUGCUAAUUGUCCUGAUUUAUGUCCCUUCUGACUAAGCUCAACGUCUUCAUCUGAAAUAAAAUGAAAGCUGUGCCAAGCGAGGUAGAACCGCCCGGCCGCUGGUUCUGAUCCCCGGGAAUCAGGAAAUCGUCCUGCAGCUUAAAAAAAAUAAAUAAAUAAAAGCAGAGAGAUAGAGGGAAAAAAAAUAGAAAUAGAAAAAAAAAUCCCCAGCAAAAGUUUAAAGCGAGAAGUGGCAGAGGCAGUGGCGCGAGGAGGCGCGGAGGAGAGCCGGCAAGCGGGGGACUGGGCUGGCAAGACCUCCCGAAGGCUGCGAUUUCAUUAUUAAUAUCACUAUAUUUUUGGAGGGAGAGGCACCUUUCUCAUCCUCUCUUCCUCUCCGCCCACCCCUGUUCCCUCCCCCUCAUCUACCUGUCAAAGUCACUGAUCUUUUGCAUUUCGGAAGAGGACGUCAACGGGAAGGAAUUCCCCCUCUCGGCGAGGGCUCCGAGAGGGGGCGACGCGCAGGAAGGCUCCCCCUCAGGGGCCCGCGACGAAGGGUGUUGGUGCCAGAAGGAAAGAAUGAUUGAUGAGAAACAGACACCCGGCUAUAGACACUCAUCCUUUUGCUUCAGAUACUGAUACCCUAGUGUGUCUGAGCAUCCUUUGUGAGCAGUGAGCACUGAGGAUCACCCAGGGUUAUUGGAUGUACAACAGGAGAGCCAUCACUUUGCUAAAUCAUUCUCUGCCACUGGACAUCUUUUACAAAAACCAAACCAGACCCGAGUCUAAUAGAUAUGUUCUAGGACAACGAAAAAGCUGCAAGUUAUUGUCAACGCCUAAUGCGCAAGUAUGUUAGGCUUCCACCAAAGUCCUCAAUAUACCUGAACACGCACAAUAUCGACCCUUCACUUUAAAUUUGGAAUCUAUAGACAUAUAUGUAUAUGUAAAAUAGACAUAGCUCACAGAUAACCAAACCCUGCUUUAUUACUGCGAGGAUUGCCAAGAAUUUAGAGAUGUAUUUGUCAAGAUUCCUGUCAAUUCAUGCCCUUUGGGUUACAGUGUCCUCAGUGAUGCAACCCUACCCUUUGGUAUGGGGACAUUAUGACGUAUGUAAGACUCAGAUUUACACAGAAGAAGGGAAAGUUUGGGAUUACAUGGCCUGUCAGCCGGAAUCCACGGACAUGACCAAGUAUCUCAAAGUAAAACUGGAUCCUCCGGACAUUACCUGUGGAGACCCUCCUGAGACAUUCUGUGCAAUGGGCAACCCCUACAUGUGCAAUAAUGAGUGUGAUGCAAGUACCCCUGAGCUGGCGCAUCCCCCUGAGCUGAUGUUUGAUUUUGAAGGAAGACAUCCCUCCACAUUUUGGCAGUCUGCUACUUGGAAGGACUAUCCCAAGCCUCUCCAGGUUAACAUCACUCUGUCUUGGAGCAAAACCAUUGAGCUCACAGACAACAUAGUUAUUACCUUUGAAUCGGGGCGUCCGGACCAAAUGAUCCUGGAGAAAUCUCUCGAUUAUGGACGAACAUGGCAGCCCUAUCAGUAUUACGCCACAGACUGCUUAGAUGCUUUUCACAUGGAUCCCAAGUCCGUGAAGGAUUUAUCACAGCAUACGGUCUUAGAAAUCAUUUGCACUGAAGAGUACUCUACAGGAUAUAUGACAAAUAGCAAAAUAAUCCACUUUGAAAUCAAAGACAGGUUUGCGUUUUUUGCUGGACCAUGGCUACGCAAUAUGGCUUCUCUCUAUGGACAGCUGGAUACAACCAAGAAACUCAGAGAUUUCUUUACAGUCACAGACCUGAGGAUAAGGCUUUUGAGACCAGCGGUUGGGGAAAUAUUUGUAGAUGAGCUACACUUGGCACGCUACUUUUAUGCGAUCUCAGACAUAAAGGUGCACGGAAGGUGCAAAUGUAAUCUCCACGCCACUGUGUGUGUGUAUGACAACAGCAAACUGACCUGUGAAUGUGAGCACAACACCACAGGUCCAGACUGUGGGAAAUGCAAGAAGAAUUAUCAGGGCCGACCUUGGAGUCCAGGCUCGUAUCUCCCCAUCCCUAAAGGCACUGCAAAUACCUGUAUCCCCAGUAUUUCCAGUAUCGGUAAUUGUGAAUGCUUCGGCCACUCCAAUCGAUGCAGUUAUAUCGAUCUGCUCAAUACAGUCAUUUGCGUGAGCUGUAAACACAACACUAGAGGGCAGCACUGUGAGUUAUGCAGGCUGGGCUACUUCAGAAAUGCUUCUGCACAGCUGGACGAUGAGAAUGUGUGCAUAGAGUGUUAUUGUAACCCUUUGGGCUCAGUCCAUGAUCGUUGUAAUGGCUCAGGAUUUUGUGAGUGUAAGACGGGAACAACAGGGCCUAAGUGUGAUGAGUGUCUGCCAGGAAAUUCCUGGCACUCCGGCUGUCAACCGAACGUCUGCGACAACGAGCUCCUGCACUGCCAGAACGGAGGGACGUGCUACAACAACGUGCGCUGCCUCUGCCCGGCCGCGUACACGGGCAUCCUGUGCGAGAAGCUGCGGUGCGAGGAGGCGGGCAGCUGCGGCUCCGACUCCGGCCAGGGGGCGCCCCCGCCCGGCUCCCCCGCGCUGCUGCUGCUGACCGCGAUGCUGGGCACCGCCAGCCCCCUGCUCGUCUAGGCGCGCCGCAGGCCACCAGCCCGGCCAGGGCUCGCCGCCGCCGCCGCCGCCGCCGCCGCGCGCGGAGGGGGGGGAGGCCAAUGCGACCCGCAAGCAUUCGCUGAGAACAUAGGAAACACACCCUCAGACACCCCCACUCCGACACCGUGUACAAACUAAAAAGGCCUAACAGAACUAAGCCAUAUUGAUCAGCCGUGGACAGCACAUCCGAGUAAAGACUGUUCAUUUCUGACUCCAGAGGCGUUGGCAGCUGUUGAUCCUAUCACCGCAAGUCACAAGGCCAGCUGCAGAGCUUAUUGCCGACUGGGAAGGAGCGACAGCCCCCCCCCCCGCCCCGCCCCGAAACAGGAAAGACAACAAACAAACAAAUCAAGCAACCUACAACCACUCGCUACUCUCCCGUGGGGUGCCCCAGCACCACUGGCCCAGUGUGUGGACCAACCAAACAGAAGCAUUCUUUGUUGGCAGUGCACUGUGGGUAUAAGGAAAUCUGUUACAAGCUGCCAUAUUGGCCUGCUUCAGUCCCUGAACCCCUUCCAACCUGUGCUUUAGUGAACGUUGCUCUGUAACCCUUGUUGGUUGAAAGAUUUCUUUGUCUGAUGUUAGUAACGCACAUGUGUAACAGCCCCCUCCAAAAGCUCAAGCCAGUCAUACUCCCUAUAUCUUAGCAGCACUGAAGUCGUUCUCAGUGUGAGCACACAUCCACUGUCCAAGAGUGGCUCUAGGAAAAAAGAAAGUGUAUCUAUCCUUUUGUAUUCAAAUGAAGUUAUUUUUCUUGAAAUACUGUAAUAUGUAGAUUUUUUGUAUUCUUGCCAAUUUGUGUUACCAGACAAUCUGUUAAUGUAUCUAAUUCGAAGGAGCAAAGACUGACAUUUUAUUUUGUCCUCUUGCGUUCUGUUUUGUUUUCAUUGUGCAGAGAUCUCUCUGUAAGGGCAACGAACGUGCUGGCAUCAAAGAAUAUCAGUUUACAUAUAUAACAAGUGUAAUAAGAUUCCACCAAAGGACAUUCUAAGUGUUUUCUUGUUGCUUUAACACUGGAAGAUUUAAAGAAUAAAAAUUCCUGCGUAAAUGAUUUCAGGAAUUUGUAUUGCAAUUUCUUAAGAUGAAAGGAGCAGCCACCAAGCAGUUCCACACUCACUUUACUGGUUCCUAUAUGGACUGAAUGCGUUCAGCUGACGAAUUUAGUACCCAGGAAGAUGGAUCGAUGUUCACUAGCUUGGACAACUUCUGCAAAAUAUGAGACUAUUUCCACUUGGGAAAAAUUAUAACAGCAAAAAAAAAAAAAAAAAAAAUCUAAGCGAUUGCCAAGAUCAUGCCAAAGCCUGUUGGCAGAGUACUAAGAGACUUUAAUUUUCAAGUCAUGCUAUUUUCACAGAUUGAUGUGAUCAUGUGACUCUAGGGAUGCUGAUCUGUGUAUCUUCGCAAAUACAGUGUUUACAUGGAGUAUCAUGAGAGGCAACCUGGAGAACCAGGAAAGUGGCAGGGAAAUUGAGUGAUUAGCAAUUUGAUUGAAUAUCUACAGACUUAGUAUUUAGAGGAAAUAGCAACAUAUACAGCAGCAAGGAGACAUAACUGCUGUUCCUGAGAAUAAAGUUUGUUUUAAGUA